Messenger RNA from Cladophialophora carrionii CBS 160.54, 726 nucleotides. RefSeq lists its product as uncharacterized. The coding region runs from base 1 to 726 and encodes 241 amino acids. NCBI's taxonomy places the organism in Eukaryota, Fungi, Ascomycota, Eurotiomycetes, Chaetothyriales, Herpotrichiellaceae. The record is from RefSeq and is a predicted model, not a curated record. The transcript has 2 exons. Gene Ontology annotation, biological process: DNA recombination.
AUGCAUCCAGCCAAGAGAAGGAAGCUGGAUCAGCCUCAGCCAUUCCAAAACAAACCUUUCCGCUCACCGCUUCGUACAGUAUCCAAAGUCCAGGGACAACCAGCAAGGGGACAACCGCAAAACCUAGGCACACCCGUUGGUGUCACACCUCAGCUCACGCCAUUGGUAAACAGUGCAGACGGGCUGAAUUCUCCUCAAAAAUCUCAUCAGACGACUGCCAAUCUUCAUGUAGGGUCCGCCCGUGGUAAACCUGCAGACCUCCAGAAACAAUACACUGCAUUAACCAUUCGACUCAUUCAGCUGCGACAGUCUCUUGAGAACGCAGAUCAAGCUAUUCAGAUCGAGGAGUCUGGUCAGGGUGCCGAAUUGAAGAGGUUAAUCACCAAAUGGCGAACGGUCGCUCAGGAGGCUGCGGACGAGCUUUUCGCCGAUGCAAAGGAGAGGAUCGAUGGAAUGGGUGGUGUGGCUGCCUGGCGGCGGCGGGCCGAGCAAGAGUCACGACGAUGGAAUCGCGACGAGAAGGGGCUUCUGCCACAGAAACAUGAGCAAGUGGCAAACAACGUCGCGUCCCUGGAGGACUGCCUGGCGACUGAUGAGAACAAGCCGUCCCAACCUGAGGAGGAGGACGACGAAAAUUCAUUCACAAUGGAGACGAUGCUACAACAGAUGAACAUUGAUUUGCAAGCAAUCGGCUUUGAUAAGCAACUCGAGAAGUGGAUCGAGUGA